This is a messenger RNA of Phragmites australis (common reed), 2976 nucleotides long. RefSeq lists its product as uncharacterized. The record is from RefSeq and is a predicted model, not a curated record. NCBI's taxonomy places the organism in Eukaryota, Viridiplantae, Streptophyta, Magnoliopsida, Poales, Poaceae. Bases 745 to 2634 code for a protein of 629 amino acids. The transcript has 3 exons.
GACUGCUGAUUCGAGGUUUCUGCCAUGGAUGUCCAUGGUUAGGGGGUUCCUGUACGGUUCAUUCAGAUCUGUCCUGUGUGUCGUCCCGGCUCCCGCUAUCAGAAUUUUUGCAUGAAUUUGGUGGGUUUGUUGAGGACGCUACUGGAGGGGAGUCCUAUGCGAGGCGUUUUGGGCUCCUAGGAUUUCUCCAGAUUUUUGUAUUUCCUGCAAAUUUCUCCAGACUUGAGGCCUUUAGCAACAGAAAUUCCUUUCUUUUUCCAUCUUUUAUCAGAUAAAAGCGGGUGAGUGAGCUGUCUUGGAGUUCCCUUGUGUACUGAGCUUUAUGCGAAUUUUCUUUCCCAUUUUGAUAUAUUUUCUGUUCCUUUCUUCAAUGGUUCCUUUGUUUCUUAAUCGAAUUCUGGUUCUUGAAACUAAAAAAAAGCGAGAACCUCCGCUUUGUUCCAUGUCUGACAACAUAUUCACUAAGCCAGUCACCUACAAAUAGUAUUGUUGUAAUCUGAAGAUUGUACUGGUACAGAGCAUUUGAGCUUCCUCUGCUUCAACUUGAUGAUCAACGACACAUCGGGCUUUGUUAGUGGUGGAUCAAAUGGUACUUUACUGCUGCUGAUAUUCUUCCACUUCGUCUACUCUACGGUGCACAUAUAAGGGAUCAGCAAACCCCCCGAUCUCGCUGUCCAGAGAUACUCUCCUCAUUGUUGUUCUUCUUCCACCACCUUUAGUGUAUUAUUCAAGUACUUAGUCUAGAUGAAUAACGGUUUUGCGGGUAUCCUGAACCGCGGAAACCAGCCUCUGAUGGAGAAUCCUGAAGUUUCAAUGGGGCUCUCGGUGCCAAGCUACACAUUAGGCAGCCAUGGUCAGAGCCAGAUAACGUUUGGCCUAGGACGGUUGGGUUCAGCGAUGGACAGUAGCUGCAACAAUGGUCGCGGAGGAUUACGGAGGCCGAGUCAUGCGCCUGCCCAAGAUGAUGGCUGCAGGCUAGUCCUUGGACUGGGUCCGACGCCGGAGGUUCACUCUGCAGAUCACCAGCCUGCCGGAGCAGACAAGUCGAGAGCACCUGUGACUUUGUUUGGCCAGAGCUUCUCCUUCACCGAUCCAGGGGUGUUGAGCCUUGGGAUUCAUCGGAAGAAUAAUGCUGGAACAAUAAUUCAACACUCGGAACCGCCUGCCGGAAACAUCGUCUCCUUCACUGUUGAUGAGGGCUCGACGUCGGCGAGGAGGAGCUCCGGCGGCUACAUGCCAUCCCUGCUCUUCGCGCCUCGGCCUGCGUACUUCUCUGCUGAUGAAGAGGCGCAGGGUUUGCUAAAUCACAUGGACAGCACUAAUGAUAGUGAUCAGCAUUGUCUUCGACCCAGCCCCGAACCUUCAGCAUCCAUGACGGAGGCUUCGUUUGGCGUGAGCUCUGAUGUUGUCACGGUGGUAAGCCAUCCUGGACAGCAGGCUCACCGCCGGCAUCCCAAGAAGUGCAGGUUCAAAGGGUGCUCCAAGGGUGCGAGAGGUGCGUCAGGGCUGUGCAUCGCUCACGGCGGCGGGCAGAGGUGCCAGAAGCCUGGGUGUCACAAGGGCGCCGAGAGCAGCACGGCCUACUGCAAGGCCCACGGCGGGGGCCGCCGGUGCCUGCAGCUUGGCUGCACCAAGAGCGCUGAAGGGAAGACGGAUCACUGCAUCGCCCAUGGCGGCGGCCGCCGGUGCGGUUAUGCUGGCUGUCCUAAAGCAGCGCGGGGAAAGUCCGGGCGUUGCAUCAAGCACGGCGGAGGGAAGAGAUGUUCCGUGGAAGACUGCAUCAGGAGCGCCGAGGGGAGGGUCGGGCUGUGCAUCUCCCACGGCGGCGGCCGGCGGUGCCAGUACCCGGACUGCCGCAAGGGCGCGCAGGGCAGCACGCUGUACUGCAAGGCGCACGGCGGCGGCAAGCGGUGCGUCUUCGAGGGCUGCGCCAAGGGCGCGGAGGGCAGCACCCCGCUGUGCAAGGCGCACGGCGGCGGAAAGCGGUGCAUGUUCGAGGGCGGCGGCGUGUGCCCGAAGAGCGUCCACGGUGGCACCGACUUCUGCGUGGCGCACGGCGGUGGGAAGCGGUGCGCGGUGCCCGGGUGCAGCAAGAGCGCGCGGGGGCGCACGGACCGCUGCGUGAAGCACGGCGGCGGCAAGCGGUGCAGGGUCGACGGGUGCGGCAAGAGCGCGCAGGGGAGCACCGAGUACUGCAAGGCCCACGGCGGCGGCAAGCGGUGCACCUACGGCGCCGGCUGCGAGAAGUUCGCGCGCGGCCGCAGUGGCCUCUGUGCGGCGCACGGGAGGCUGGUGGCCUCGCAGCAGCAGCAGCGCCGGGUCGGCGGGGGAAGCAUGAUUGGGCCGGGCCUGUUCCACGGCAUCGUUCCCUCCGCCAACGAGUACACAUCAUCGGGCGUGAGCACGGUGUCGGACUGCGACGGCUCGCCCGUGGCGGGGACGACGAGACAGGAGCUGAUCCCUCCCCAGGUGCUGGUCCCCCACUCUAUGAAGUCCUCGCCGCCAGCCGCGGCGCCAGCGGACGGGGGCAGAGAGGAAGGGGUGGUCGCCAUCCCCGAGGGAAGGGUGCACGGCGGUGGCCUCCUGUCGUUGCUUGGCGGGACAUUCAGGAACGUCGACGUCGACAAGCUCUGAAGCAUGGCAGCGCCUCCGAGGCUCGAUUUCUACUUCUACAGCUCUUCUUCUUCCACCAAAAAAAAAGGAAAAAACUGUAUGGAGUAUUUCUUCUUACUAUAGCUGUUAGAUUGGCUGUGUAUAAGGGAUGUUCUUGUUUGCAUACCGAACUUGUUUGGCGAAAUUUAGGUUAAUUUUGGUUCCCUUGUGUCAUCAAGACUCAAGACAUGAACGUGUCAGGGGCAUUUAUAUGGUUAAAUUGUUCGUGGCAGAUCCGAAAGCUUUUGGGACGGCAAGGCUUUUAGGCUCUAGUUGUUGUGAAUAAGAUCAAUGUGUAAUAAUCAAAUUUUAAUUCUUGCUGAA